Molecule: messenger RNA, 981 nt
Organism: Hordeum vulgare subsp. vulgare (domesticated barley)
Lineage: Eukaryota; Viridiplantae; Streptophyta; Magnoliopsida; Poales; Poaceae
Product: protein DMP2-like
Exons: 1
Coding region: 41-682 (213 amino acids)
Biological process (GO): endomembrane system organization
Source: RefSeq, a predicted model, not a curated record
UAAAUCUCCUCGUAGAAUCAGCCGGCCGACGCGCGGCUCCAUGGAUUCCUGUGCGAUACGCGUCGAAAUGCCUGUGACCGGCCAAGAAUGCCCGCCUCAGGAAACGAAGCCAAUCAAGGGCAAGUCGCCGGUGGACAAGACGCUGUCGGGCGCGUCGGACCUGCUGAAGCUGCUGCCGACGGGCACGGUGCUGGCGUUCCAGGCGCUGGCGCCGUCCUUCACCAACCAUGGCGUCUGCCACACGGCCAACCGAUACCUGGUGCUGGUGCUCAUCGGCGGCUGCGCCCUCUCCUGCGUGCUCCUCUCCUUCACGGACAGCCUCGUCGGCCGCGACGGCAAGCUCUACUACGGCAUCGCCACGUUCCGGUCCUUCUACCCGUUCAACUUCGCCGGCGCGCCCGCCGAGCGGGAUGCCAUGUUCAACGACCUCGGCCGGUUCAGGGUCAACGGGCUGGACUUCGUGCACGCCGUCUUCUCCGCGGUUGUGUUCCUGGCGGUGGCCGUCGCCGACGCCAGCAUACAGAGCUGCAUGUUCCCGAACGCCGGGGCGGACGUGAGGGAGCUGCUGGUGAACCUGCCGCUCGGGGCGGGGUUCCUGUCCAGCGUCGUGUUCAUGAUCUUCCCCACCACCAGGAAAAGCGUCGGCUACACGGACAUGACGCCCCACUCCCACUCGCAGUGAAGUGAAGCUCGUACCAACAUACUCUCUCCGUAAACUAAUAUAAGAACAUUUAAAACACUACUUUAAUAAUCUAAACACUUUUAUACGAAGUACAGUAUUAGUUUACAGAGGGAGUACUACGUAUCUCGAUUGGAAGCAUAUAUGAAAACCCGAAAAUGCAAAGACGCAUGUUAUGCAUGUAUCUCCAUCACUAGCUAGCAUCAUGUAUUCAUGUGAGAGCGGGAAAGGAUAGAAACUUGUACGAAUCAUGCCACUUCAACGUCAAUAUAUGUAUGUCAGCAUGGCCAUUUGCCAUCUUC